AUGAAGGACAAUAUCGAGGCGGCCCCAGAGGCACGAGACUCCGUUCUGGAGGAAAAGGGUGUUUUGAAGGAUCAGAAGGCCGACGAGGGCUACGAAAUUUUCGAAGAGGGCGUUUCGCAGUCGAUUCCGCAGGAUGUCGCCGAUGCAGUACGACGCAAGAUCGACAUGCAUCUGCUGGUGCUCAUGUGCGCACUUUAUGGCCUCAACUACGUCGACAAAGUCGCCAUGGGAUGGGCAGUUCUUUUCAACUUCAGAAAGGAUCUUGGGCUUGUUGGUGACGAAUACUCGUGGGCCAGUUCCAUGUUCUACUUCGGCUAUCUUGCUGCCCAGUAUCCUGCCAACUAUUUGCUGCAGCGUUGCAAGACUGUCCAGAUUCUGUCUGGAGCAGUCAUUGCUUGGGGAAUCUUGAUGCUCGCGCAUCUGGGUUUGCGAAACUUCGCCGGACUCAUGGUGGUGCGCUUCCUCCUCGGCGUCACGGAAAGUGUGGUCACCCCUGGAUUCGUCUUGUACACCUCCAUCUGGUACACCAGAAAGGAGCAAGUUCUCAGAACGAUGCUGUGGGCCGCAAUGCAGGGCGCCUUCUCCAUCGUCUGCAGCUUGCUAUCGUACGGCCUGGGCCACAUCACAAACACGGCCCUCAAGCCGUGGAUGUACAUCUUCCUCGUUCUCGGGAUCCUCAGCAUUAUUGUCGGAGUCCUCUGGCUUCUGUUCAUGCCCGAGACGCCCAACAAAGCGCGCUUCCUUACUCAUGAGGAGCAGGUCAUCGCUGUCCAGCGCGUAGCCCAGAAUAUGACCGGUAUCAAGGGCUAUGAGUGGAAGUACUACCAAAUGUGGCACGCCCUGAUUGACGUCAAGACAUGGCUCAUCUUGGCGUUCGUUCUCUUCACCCAGCUUCCCAACGGCGGUCUGACGUCGUUCGGAAGUCUCGUUAUUUCGGGCUUCGGUUUCGACUCUUUCAGGACUCUCUUGAUCGGUCUUCCAUCUUCCGUGGUUAGUGCUGGUAGCAUGAUCGUGUGGGGCACGAUUUCCAUCAAGUACGGAAACUUGCGAACUUGGGGCAUGAUCGUUCCUCUUCUUCCCGCGAUCGCUGGCAUUGCCGCAGUCUAUGGAACUAUGGACACGGGGGCGAACAAGUAUGGCCGCGUGGUGGCUUACUGGCUGAUCAACUCUUAUGCAGUGACGUGGCCAUUCAUCCUCACGAUCGUCGGACAGAAUAUCGCGGGGCACACGAAGCGUGCCUUCACCAACACGCUGCUUCUCAUGGUCUUCGCUGCCGGAAACAUCGCUGGACCGUUCUUCUUCCGCAGCCAGGACGCACCGAAGUAUGUCCUGGCCAUCGCCAUCAUUUUGGUGUGCUUCUGUGCGGCUCUCUUGACGGCUGUUGUUCUGAGGUUUUACAUGACGUGGGAGAACAGACGGCGGGACAAGAAGUAUGGAGGUGUCGAUGGAGCUCAGCGUGUAGACGGAGUCAGACUCGGAAUGCAUGACAAGACCGAUCUGGAGAACCCUGACUUCAGAUAUGUUCUCUGA
This is a messenger RNA of Colletotrichum chrysophilum, 1530 nucleotides long. RefSeq lists its product as uncharacterized. Gene Ontology annotation, molecular function: allantoate transmembrane transporter activity; dipeptide transmembrane transporter activity. The coding region runs from base 1 to 1530 and encodes 509 amino acids. The transcript has 4 exons. Lineage: Eukaryota; Fungi; Ascomycota; Sordariomycetes; Glomerellales; Glomerellaceae. Gene Ontology annotation, biological process: transmembrane transport; tripeptide transport; dipeptide transport. The record is from RefSeq and is a predicted model, not a curated record. Gene Ontology annotation, cellular component: plasma membrane.